AUGGGGUUCUCAGCCUUUCCGGCGGGGUUUGAAACCCUUCAAAUCACCGGUCUUCAAAUCCUCUGUAAAGAGUUUAUCACGAAAUCCCUCAACGCCUUCUGCAACCCAGCGACUUUCAGUUCUUAUGUAGUCCGGUCCAAUGCUGACCCAAGCUCUGAUGGCAACGAGCUGUCACUGCAACCAUGUGGUGCCGCGAUUCUCCAGCUGCUGCAAUACCUGUGUCUUCGAACACGGGACCGCAAAACACACCCGCCUUCGUUCAUUAUUGGUAGAUUGGACGAUUUAUUAGCUCUUGCAAAAGAAAACUUUUACGCAUUUCCUUACAACAGUGUCCCAUUUUGCUGGAGGGAGCUUUUCCGAGUGGCGAGCUUCAUGAAAAUCUGUGUGCUGGCUACACAGCGCAAUUGGGUGUCAGAAUCUGGCGAGCCAAAUGAGACAAUAGAACUAAGCGAUCAUAUUUCGACCCCACCUCUUACCGCAGAUAUAAUCAACGGAAUUGUGGAAACGAUCGAUACUGCUAUUAUAAUGGCUGGUUCCCCACCAUCGAAUACCACCCAGGAUGCCAUUGACUGCCUUUUGGAACUCUUGGAGAAAAUUGAUGCCCAAAGUUUUCACUCAGAGCCACAUGACAUUCUGGGCGACGAUACAUUAACUCAACCAUCCUCGAAGCGUCAAAAGACGAAUCACAGCUAUACCACGGAUCAAUUUCCUGAACCUUCUAUCCUGAUUCCAACUAUAUCCAAAGCGGUGCCGGAGUUAGUAAAUCCAUCUUUUGGAAAAUUCGAGAGGCACAUGUUGUACCCAUAUAACAACAACCUUGGACCAGAACCAUUGAUCAUCCCGGGUGUCAUGGAACACUGGCCAGCUCGUGCAGAACGGCCAUGGAACAAACCUUCAUAUCUGAUGUCUCGAACGAUCGGGGGACGACGGCUAGUUCCCAUCGAGCUUGGAAGAAGCUAUGUUGACAGUGGCUGGGGCCAAAAGAUAAUACCAUUUCGGGAAUUCUUAGAACAGUAUAUGAUGCAAGAUCCAACUGUGGAAAGCCGUGGCGUUGGUUAUCUUGCUCAGCACAACCUCUUCAGUCAAAUUCCGACUCUGAGAAACGACAUUUGUGUUCCAGAUUACUGCUUCGCAACUUGCUCGCCACCACAUCAUUCAUCUCCUCUUUUUUCAAAGCACACCAAAAUGGCCCAAUUGGAAGAACCGCUUUUGAAUGCUUGGUUUGGCCCUGCGGGUACCAUUAGCCCUCUACACACUGACCCGUAUCACAACAUUCUGGCCCAAGUGGUUGGUAAGAAAUAUGUCAGGUUAUAUGCGCCACGGGAAAGUGAAAAGCUAUACCCAAGAGGAAUUGAGAGGGGAGGAGUGGAUAUGAGCAAUACGAGCGAGCUUGAUGUUGGCACGCUUAUUGGCUGGGAUGGAACAGAGGAGGAAAGAGCGCUUGCGCAUCGAAAAUUCACACUUUUCGCACUCGCCGAUUAUGUCGAGUGUGUUUUGGAAGAGGGUCAGUGUCUGUACAUACCUUUGGGCUGGUGGCACUACGUCCGGAGUCUCAGUCCCAGUUGCAGUGUAAGCUUUUGGUUCAAUUCAACCGAGGAGCAUCAGGAUAACAAUUGAGCAAUCCCAAAGCAAGUAUACCACUCUCCAUCUUCUCGCCUUCUUGCUUCCUAGUGUCAACUCAACCCGAGUGGGUUUCGCACAGCAUACUGAGAACAACCUAUUCUUGCAAAAGUAGGGUUGUACGCAAGCACUGAAGAAACCCCCAGCAACCAAUGUUGGCAAUUGUUGGCGAAGGCCUCCUCCGACCAGAGUGCACGGAUGGCCUCAAUCCUGUAGUCGCUCCUUCCCUUCGUCCAAUACACAACAUUAUCGAAGCAAUUAUAGCUGCUAGUGUGCGCAGAUCUCGCAAAAAUGGAAGGCAUGACCAAGAACCACAAUCCCAACCCAAAUCUUCAAAACCCUGACGGUUCCCUCCUGCCCUUUUUCUUUAUUCCUCUCCCAAAACACAUUUCUUCUGCACCAUCGACACCACAUCUCUCACUUCAACCAAACGUCAUCAUCUGCUGUGAAAUGGACUCUCACCGGCUCCUGAGGAACAUCCCGUUGUUUUUGGUUGGACUAUCGAGGAAGGGCCAAUGCACUACCGUCCACCAUAUUUCCAACGACAAUUUUCGUUUUGGAUGGUGCGGCUCUUUCUCAGGCCUGCUAUUUCAAUGGGGAAAUGGCACUAUAGGCGGUACCUGACUACGAAGUUCGCUCUUUCUCGCACAAUUAAGUGGUUUGUUGUUUUCGAUUUCUGGCACGGAUGAGGGGUGUGGGGAGACCUGUUUUUGAAUCUUUUUUUUGUUUGAUGGCUUUGACGAGGUCGAGAACAUUCCCGACCACCCCGCCCUUUUUUUCCGGUGUUAUCGUAUUUUGUUGACUUGGUUGGGCUAUGCUGGUAAGUGAAACUUGUACAAAUAUACUGCUUGUGAGCCACUCAAGUUUUGUCUAAUAAACUUCUAACAACCUGGCACUGCAGCGUGUACCCCAUCUCCACACCGUCGCCCCAAUCGAUAUAUAGCAAGGACUUGAGAUUAUCACGCCAUUAAUCAUCGGCAUCCAUCAGUACAAUGGCCUCCAUGGCUCUUCGAUUUUGUCGGUAGCCACAUCCCUGCACGAUCCCAUGAAGCAGAAUGAAGAUCAGCCCCAAAUCCUGACAGCAGUACGACUACUGGUCACGUACCAUCUUUUGAUAUAUCUGAGAGAAAUCGGAAUGCCCUGAGGGAAAUUAACAUAUUGGAGCACGUGAUAUCAUGGGUCUGUAAUACGCGCGCCCUUGGGUCAGAAACGGUAAGAAAAGGAUUCCCUGUCGAAUGAGGAGGGAUUUCAAAGGAUGCUCGUUCACAUUCUCGACCUGGAGAGUGGGUUUCGUCGUAUACUGACUGUCGCAGGAUCAUAUUUUAGCGCCUGCGGUCGUCAUACUUUUGGCCCCACUAGCAGCCAAAACAAGAUCCGCCAGCAGAUGGCUCGGGUUUGGUCACAAUAACUCCGUGAUACUCGUACGUUAUCUUUGUUCAGAUCAGAACGUGGGAGCUCCUCGAGAACGUUGCGUCCAUCAUCUGCAUUUGGACAUCAAUCUCCUCUCACCGGUGUUUGUCAGUCCUCGCACCGCGCGUCGUCAAUGUGACUUCAAUACAGUCAUCAGCACCAUACCAUCAUAGUGGCUAUGCUAAUGACUUUCAACUCUUGAGACUCAAUCAACGCCGUCUUGACGAAAACGUGGUAUGACUGAAGUAUAUAAACUAUAGGGUCUUUGAGGAAAACAAGCUUUCACGAUGCCUUGACUAAAAUACUCAAGUCGCACAGCUAACCCUUUCCGUCUUUUGUUGUGUCAACACCCACGAGCUUCAACAAAUCAAGAAAUCAGAAUUGGCAUAUUUCACAUGAUUUCAAGGUCAACCCUAUUCGUUCCAUUUCUUUGGGUGCUCACUGCCGAUCAGAAUGGUCUAUUGUGGCAAGCCUUCAACAGGAUGCCAAGCAUGCAGGGACAAGAAAACACGGGUACGUAAAUCUAUUCGCUUAAUCUAACACUUCUAAUCGAUCAUUGCUGACAAACUUCAUGUUUAGUGUGACCGUGGUACACCAUCUUGCAGUCAGUGCCUUAGGGCUGAUAGGAAAUGUCCCGGGUAUCGCAAUCAAUUGGAUCUGAUGUUUCGAAAUGAGAGCCAAGCGGUAAUUGUCAAAUCCAAGCAACAGAAUUCAACAUCAAAACCAAAACUGAAGAAAGUGCCAAUCGCACGCUACUUUUCAGAAUUGACACCAGACGAGCAAUUGUCGUCAAUCAUCCAGCCCUCAACACAUGGUCGAAUUAUGCAAGAACUGCAAAAAACCCCAAAGCGGUUUGCUCUGGAUCCUGCUCACGUUGGCGUAUUGUUUCCUCGUCUGGUCCCGGGGUGUGACUUGCCACCGAGUAUCGAGGAAUGCGCGAGGUCGUAUUUCCACGCAAAUUCUUCGAACUGGUUACGCAACUUUGAUCUAUUAGCUCCGCUCUGUACCCAAACCAAGACCGAUAAUUACCUACUCACCAGCAUGAGUGCUGUUGGACUUGCCAUACUCUCACACUCGGCCCAUGCACCAGAGCUACUCUUUCAAGCACGAAAACACUAUGGCAUUGCAAUUCAUCUAACGAACGAGGCACUGAGAUCACCAACAGAGGCCAAAAAAGACAGUACCUUAUUUGCGGUCUUGAUUCUGAGCAUAUUUGAGUCAAUCACAGGGACUACCCCCAAGUCAUUCGCGGAUUGGGAAAAGCACAUUAACGGCGCUGCAGCACUGAUUCUUAUUCGGGGUGACAAGCAGUUCGACACUAUUUCUGGACGGAGGAUUUUCUUUCAGGUUCUGUCGAGGAUGCUUUUGAAUUGUCUUCAACGCGCGAUACCGAUGCCAAAGGCAAUGACUGACUCACGGCUGAAAGCGGCGCUCUUAAUGGGCCGAGAACAAUACGCUUGGGAAGUCUCUGCAAGUAUGAUUGACUUGGUCAAUUUGCGCUCUGAAGUCAGAGCAGGUCUUCUCAAGGACCCUAGAGUGAUUGUUGAAAAGGCUCUCGAGGUGGAUCGGGGAUUUGUGGAAAUGGAUGCGGGUCUCGCAGAAGAGUUCAAAUACCAAAUACUUUACUCGAACGAGAAUCCGGAAGAGGUGUGGAAUGGAUAUUAUUACGAGUAUGAAAACCCUUGGGGUGCUCUAGACUUGAUCCGAUUGCGCUGCUGUAGGAUCCUGGUCAAUGAGUUGAUCAUGGAUCAAGUAUCCGUUCCGCCAACUGCAAAGACACCGAAUUUCACUGAUGUCGAGGUUAAAACUUAUACUUGCAGUACCAAACAAGUGAUGCUUCUAUGCCAAGAUGAGAUUCUGGCUAGUGUCACUCAGCACUUUGCUUUUUCUGGCGGACGCCAAACUUUUCCAUCAUUAGAAAGUGGUUCGCGUGGAUAUUUUAUCCUUUGGGCGCUCAAUUUAAUUGCAGUGACGAAGAUUGCGACGGGCCCCGUGAGAGAAUGGGUGACGGGCCGUUUAAGGAGUCUUGCCGAUGAUUUUGGCGUUUCUCAAGCGAUGGUUUUGGUGGAGCAUCUUGAAUUAAGGAAAGGUAAUAGAGAGUGGGAUGAGAAACCUUCUAUUCUAGAGUAAUGGAAGGACCGAGAUUUGAGGUCAAAAUGGAAAUUAAUGAGAUAGAUACUGAGAUUAAUAGAGUUGUCCUGGCAUAGUAGGAGCUAG
Messenger RNA from Hymenoscyphus albidus, 5247 nucleotides. The record is from the annotation of a GenBank genome assembly. Lineage: Eukaryota; Fungi; Ascomycota; Leotiomycetes; Helotiales; Helotiaceae.